AUGGCCGCCAAGGAGCUCACCGUGGUUAUUCUCAACCACACCAACGAAGAACUCCAGGUGCAGCCCGAAUCCCCGCAACUUGAGCUUGGUGAACUGCUCGAUCCAUCGAAGCCGUCUCCACCUAAGAACAUAUUGGCAGGAGAAAGUGUAAUAUGGUCCUUCAGAUCGGCGCAUAUCGGCGGGGGCAUCCAAGGGCAAGUCGCGUAUCAGAUGGUCGGGUUCGAAGAGAACGCAUCAGUGACUUUCCACUGGAGCGUCCAUCUUGUUGGCACCAAUAAGUUCACUCAUACCAGUAGUGUGGACGGUUUCACAACGAGGGUGCUAGGGGGAAGCGGCCAACAACCUGUUGCGGUGUUUGUGCUUGAACAGAACAAGUGA
Molecule: messenger RNA, 378 nt
Organism: Clonostachys rhizophaga
Lineage: Eukaryota; Fungi; Ascomycota; Sordariomycetes; Hypocreales; Bionectriaceae
Source: the annotation of a GenBank genome assembly